Molecule: messenger RNA, 3552 nt
Organism: Hyaena hyaena (striped hyena)
Lineage: Eukaryota; Metazoa; Chordata; Mammalia; Carnivora; Hyaenidae
Gene: GOLM1
Product: golgi membrane protein 1
Exons: 11
Coding region: 213-1433 (406 amino acids)
Cellular component (GO): Golgi apparatus
Source: RefSeq, a predicted model, not a curated record
CACUCUCAGGUCUGUUUGCUCACUGUGGGGACAUCUGCACUUCCUGCUGAACACCUCCUACGUGGCUGUCCAGGAUCGUGUGAGGCCAUUUCCUUUGAGAAGGAGUAAAGAGACCAGAAGCUGGUGAGGAAGGCCCCGGCAGAGGCUGAGGUCAGUUCUGAGCUUCAGCAUUCUGGUGGUGCUUUAUUUCGGAUUCUCACCCAGCCUUUGAGAUGAUGGGACUGGGAAACGGGCGCAGGAGCAUGAAGUCGCCGCCCCUGGUGCUGGCCGCCCUGGUGGCCUGCAUCAUCGUCCUGGGCUUCAACUACUGGAUUGCCAGCUCCCGCAGUGUGGAUCUCCAGACGCGGGUCCUGGAGCUGGAGGGCAGGGUCCGCAGGGCGGCCGCCGAGAGAGGCGCGGUGGAGCUGAAGAAGAACGAGUUCCAGGGGGAGCUGGAGAAGCAGCGGGAGCAGCUGGACCGGAUCCAGUCCAGCCACGACUCGCAGCUGGAGAGCGUCAACAAGAUAUACCAGGAUGAAAAGGCGGUUUUGGUGAAUAAUAUCACCACAGGUGAGAAGCUCAUCAGAACCCUGCAAGACCAGUUGAAGGCCCUGCAGAAGAAUUACGGCAGGCUGCAGCAGGAUGUGCUCCAGUUUCAGAGGAACCAGACCAACCUGGAGAGGAAGUUCUCCUACGACCUGAGCCAGUGCAUCAAUCAGAUGAAAGAGGUGAAGGAGCAGUGUGAGGAGCGAAUAGAGGAAGUCACCAAAAAGGGAAAUGAAGCUGUCGCUUCCAGGGACCUGAAUGAAAAAAAGGACCAAGGCCAGCAGCUCCGAGGCCCCAAUGAGCCUCAGCCAAGGCCACAGGAGGCAGACCUGCCCCAGGCAGAGGUGCCACCAGUGAAAGGCAACGUGCCCAGCAAUGGCGAGCCCCAGACACCAGCCCCCAGUUCUGAGGCGGCUUUGGAUUUGAAGAGACAAGGUGAGAAAGAGGAGACCAACGAGAUUCAGGCAGUUGGUGAGGAGGCUCUUAAGCGGGACGGCCCGGGGCUGCCACUGGAGCCGGGCCCAGAGCAGGCAGCCGGGGACGACAGGCCUGCAGCUGGAAGAGGCACCGGGGAAGUGGAGGCAGUGGGGCACACCCCACGGGUGCCAGCGGCCUUGCUGGGGAGCCCAGAGAAUCAGGUUGCCGAGGACCUGGAGCAGGACCAGCUGGUCAUCCCCAACGGGCGCGAGGAGGAGGAGCAGGAUGCUGACAACGAAGGGAGAAACCAGCAGAAGCUGGGAGGGGAGGAGGACUACAACAUGGAUGAAAAUGAGGCAGAGUCGGAAACAGACAAGCAGGCAGCCCUUGCAGGGAAUGACAGAAAUCUGAAUGUUCUUAAUGCUGAAAAUCAGAAAGGAGACAUGAUAAAUUCACUUGACCAGCGUGAAAAGAGGAAUCACACACUCUGAAUCAACUGGAAUCCUGUACUUCAUGUCAGGAUCGAACAGAGAUCACUACAAAAUAUUUAUGAGGGGCUGAAUACUGUGAAAUGUACUAAGUAAAAUAUACAUCUAAAGAUGAUUAUUGUGGAAUUUUAAUAUGUACUUUAUGUAGGAAGAUAAUGGUCUGUUAGAUGGAUUUUGGGGGGUAUUUUUGCAGUGUGUACCGUGGUGUCAGUUUGUCAGCUGAUAGGUAUGAGAAGAUCAAGACCAAAAAUAGAACCCAAGUUCUGCAAGUAUGGUGACAGUGGCAGUUCUGGAAUGUAACUUUGCUGAAAACAACUGGAGCCUGUAGGAAGUCUGUUUUCUGACACCAAGAAUACUCACCACCCUUGAGAAUUCUCUGUCACAUGCUGCGCUGAGCAGCCAGGCACAGCCCAGGAUUUCUGUUCUCCCAGGUCAGCAUUGAAUGAUUACUGGUUUAUAUUCUACUGUGCUCACCUCUGGUUCGGACACUCAGUGGUCUAGGGCACAAAACCUAACACAAACAUCACUACAACAGUUUUAAACAAGUCUGUAGACAAAAGCAUUUUGUGAGAAUUUUUUAAAAGACCACUUGUAUCACCUUUGUCAUUCAUGUACAAAAAUGCUUCUAAGCGACUUGUAAUUUGAACAUGUGUUCGUUCUUUGCUUAGUAUGUGUGGGCAGAGCAAAAUCUUCUGUAAGCAGUGCAUACCACCAAGAGCCACCAGCGGGUCGACUUUUGCCACUACAGGGGCCAAAGCAGAGGUGCUCCUGGGCUGUGGCAGAGCGGGGAGGGCAGCAGAGCACACGGUGGCGUGUUUGCUGUGGACAAGCUGCCCAUUCACCACUAUUGGAGGACAGGGAGCUGAUGCUUAAGGGUGUACACAGUUGUUACACAGGCGGAAAGUUUACAAAGGCCAGAGAAAUGCAGCAGUUGUUUUUGGCAGUCUAUACGUUUGGCUUGUGGUAGAUGACUAUUUUAAAAAGUGAUGUAAAAAUCAAGUUAAUGUUAGUUUGAAAAUGACUAAUCCUAAUUCACACUGAGCUGCUUCUCAGUAUUUCUGGUAAAUAGGUUCUUGCCACUUACGAAUGACUGGCAGGGUCACACUCAUGACUCUCAGCCUUCUAAGUGGCAAGUGGGUAGUGGUGCUUAUUAGGAAACAGGGACCCAGAGAAGUUAGAGCCUUGCGGGCCAGGCAGCUGGCGAGCGGGACGCCAGCCCCUCAGGUGGUCUGGAUGCCCCGUGCCCCUGAAGGCAGGACCUGGUUUGCAGUCAGGUUACGAUCUCCGUGUGAAUGUUACUCAUGUAGGAUAUCUUUUUACUUAAUCACGAAGAUUAAACUUUUACACCUGGAAAAGGCAAAGAAGGGUAUUAAAAAUAGCUUUGUAAGAUUUUAUCUAAGUCCUUGUCCAACUUCCCUUUGUGUCUUAGCCAUAGGGUUAAUAGUGUUGAUUUUUUAUUAAUAAAGUCUCUUCAUUUCGUGUUCAAUCAGUGUGCAGAGUUCUAAGAAAUAAGACUCAGUCCAACUGCUUUGUUCUCCCUUCAUGCCCUACUGGAUCCUGAAAGAAUCAGCGUGCAAACUGGCUUAAGGGUGGUGAUUGGCCUCAUUAAACCUUUUGUGGACUGAGAUGGAUGGGAAUAUAAAUAAAACAAGCACAGUGAUUCCAUCUUCAUGUGCAGAGGCACCGAAGGCCACUCAUUCAGGAGGUGUGUCCUGUGAGCUAUUUCUCCAGUUGUGCUUUAUUACUCCUGGCCUUCUCCACAUCACUCAGGCACAUAGGCCAAGGCAACAAUUCAUAGAGGUGUCAUGGCUUGAUUCAUUUUAAACAAAAACCUGUGUAAUAAGCAAGUAGAUCUCAAAUCCCCUACACUUUGGUUUUUUUGGUUUCAACCAAAAUGAAAUCAGCUAUUCCCAUUCUUAAUAGGUGUGAACUUUAAAAUUCACACCUUCCUCUAUAUCCUCAACAUGGUGUGUAGACAGGAGUGUGAAGAUUCAUCUUUUUUCUGCAGAUGAGACCGCAGAUUCCCUACGCAAGACUCAGAUUUCCUGAAUACUGUAAGCACUGCACAUACUUAAUGUACUUUCAUGUGAUGGAAUUUGAGAAAUAAAUCAAUACCUGUUAA